GAAAGGCUGAUCAUUCGAGCUGCAGACACGAUCGGUUACUAGUCUAAAAUGUCUUCGCUGAUUAUUGUACUGUUUCUAUUGAAUUUGGGAUUUUCCCUAGUCAAAAGUGAACUCAACGACACCUGUACAACGACUAGUAAUCAAAUUGGGCGCUGUAUACCAGUUAGAGAUUGCCAGCCCGCUAUAAAAAUUCUAAGAUCUCCGUUUGAGGACCUUACAAACGAAGAAUGGUACUACAUAGAAAACAACAGUUGCGGCAAGAUGCCCGGAAGUUCUCUCAAAUUAUUGAUUUGCUGUCCUCUUAUUCAAAAUGUGGAAGGAUGCGGCGUAGCGAAAAUUGGAAGACGUAUUUACGGUGGUAACGAGACUGAAACUGGUUUGUAUCCGUGGGCUGGUGUUAUCGUUUACAAAGUUAGCAGGAGAAAAUUUUCCGUACACUGUGGAUGUACGCUAGUGCACCAUCGAUGGGUACUGACUGCGGCGCAUUGUAUUAGGAGCAUCCCGAGAAGUUGGAGCAUAAAUCGUGUAAGGUUCAAUGAGUGGGAUACUACGAAAAAAUCGAAUUGUACUAGCAAGAAUGAUGUUUCCAUAUGCAGAGAGGAGUAUGAAAUAACACAACAGUUUGCUCAUCCUUCAUAUCAGGUCAAUAAUGCAAAUAUGAGACAUGACAUUGGAUUACUGAAAACGAAGACGGAUGUUGUCAUAAACGAUUUUGUUAUUCCAAUCUGCCUGCCAUUAAGUGAUAUGAUCAAACAGUUACCUAUCGAUCAGGAAGAUUUCAUCGUUACAGGUUGGGGACAAACAGAUAAAGAAACACCCGGCAUUCAGAGAGAUGUAAUAAUGACUGGACAGAAAAACAAUGUUUGUGAUAAGGCUUAUGAGUCGCACAGAAUAAAACUUACGGAAGAUCAGUUGUGCAUCGGAGGAAGAGAAGGCGAAGACUCUUGCCGCGGUGAUUCUGGUGGUCCGUUAAUGCGCGAACAUGGACUUGUUAAUUAUCAGAUAGGAAUCGUAAGUUUCGGUGCAUAUAAAUGCGGCACUAAGGGUCAUCCGGGAGUUUAUACCAAAUUGAUCGAUUAUUUGGACUGGAUUGAGGAAAUUAUGACACAGAAUUGAUGGAAUUUACCAAAAAUAAAAA
Ochlerotatus camptorhynchus is the source of this 1138-nucleotide messenger RNA. RefSeq names its product CLIP domain-containing serine protease B15-like. Gene Ontology annotation, molecular function: serine-type endopeptidase activity. NCBI's taxonomy places the organism in Eukaryota, Metazoa, Arthropoda, Insecta, Diptera, Culicidae. Gene Ontology annotation, biological process: proteolysis. The record is from RefSeq and is a predicted model, not a curated record. The transcript has 4 exons. The coding region runs from base 49 to 1116 and encodes 355 amino acids.